AUGGCUAAUGGAGCUGAAAGUAAUACUAAUAAGCUUCACGUAGUUAUGUUUCCUUGGCUAGCUUUUGGUCAUAUUGUACCAUUUCUUGAACUUUCCAAAUUCAUUGCUCAAAAAGGUCACAAAAUCUCUUUCAUUUCAACCCCAAGAAAUAUUGAUCGUCUCCCUAAACUUCCCCUUGAAUUUUCUACAUCCAUAACUUUUAUCAAAAUCUCACUUCCCAAAGUUGAUGGCUUACCAGAAAAUGCAGAGGCUACUAUGGAUAUAACAACUGAAGAAAUCAUUUAUCUUAAAAAAGCAAUGGAUGGUAUGGAAAAAGAGGUGACUAAUUUCUUGGAAAAGAAUUCACCUGAUUGGAUUAUUCAAGAUUUUGCACAAUAUUGGUUGGCUCCUAUUUCAGCCAAGUUAGGAAUAUCACGUAUUUUCUAUUGCAUAAUUAACGCUUGGUUUAUUGCUUUCUUUGGUACAACGGAAAAUAUGAUCAACACCAACUCAGGACCACCGCCUACGGUGGAGGAUUUCUUAGUUCCACCAAAAUGGAUACAUUUGAAACAAAGGCGGCGUAUCGCCGCCAUGAGGCACGGUGGAUAG
This is a messenger RNA of Nicotiana tabacum (common tobacco), 588 nucleotides long. NCBI's taxonomy places the organism in Eukaryota, Viridiplantae, Streptophyta, Magnoliopsida, Solanales, Solanaceae. The record is from RefSeq and is a predicted model, not a curated record.